AGUACAGUAGGCGGCGCUACAAACAUUUACUGCCAGUCAGAAGAAGAAGAAGAAGAGCUGGUUGUUUGUUUCUCUCGCGAGAUCUGACAAUACUGCUUUCGAAACAAGAAAACAAGAUGAGGUAAAAACAAGAUGGCGUUUGCUGAAGACGUUAUUGUGGCUAUUAUAGUACUGUCUUCCUAAUUAGUGCGUACAUGAACAAACAUAUGCUGUUCAACAAAGUAAACGUCGUCAAUAAUCCAUUGAUAUUCGGACUCAUUAGUCUAAGUGCACUUUGCUGCUUCUCAUGCUAGCUUAGCUUGCUAGCUAGCUUAGCUUGUUAGCUGCUAACAAAGAGACGUUAUCAACACAUCCCUAAGCAGAGAUCACGUGUGAGUGUAAAGUGUUGUGAUUGUGUGAAAAUGUGCGAAAGAACGAUAGCAGAGUACGAGGAGGAACUGUUUCGAACAAAAGAGGAGAAGGAGCAACAACAUCAACUACUGGACGCCUAUUACAGGAAACAUCAUCAAGUUGUGUUACACAGAACAGACAUCUGUGAAGAACAUCUUCUCCCUGAGCAGCAGGAGUGGACCUCCAGGAUGGAACAAGAUGAGACACACACCCCCCACAUUAAAGAGGAAGCGCAGGAGCUACAGCCCCCCGACAUUAAAGAGGAGGAGGAGUCUCGGCCAGCGCACUUUAAAGAGGAAGACGAGGAACACAGCAUCAGUCAGGAGGGAGAGUAUCUUGAAAAACUGGAGGAGGUUGAUGUCACCAAGAUGGCAGUGAUUGGUGUGAUUGUGAAGAGUGAAGAUGAUGAGGUCAAAGGUGAAAGUGAGGACAAGAGAGAGGUGGAGCCUCCAAGCAGCAGCUCAACUCAACACAUGACAACAGAAUCUGAUGGAGACCACUGUGGAGGAUCACAAGCAGACAAGAUCUUAGCUCCACUAUCAGAUAGUGACGACACAACGUCACACUCUCCUGACACUGAUGAUGAAGACUCUAAAGCUGAUAAGACAUGUCACACUGACAACACACCCUUGACAUGUUCUCACUGUGACAAAACUUUUAGUCACCAUAGUGAUCUGAAAAGACACAUGAGAAUACACACUGGAGAAAAACCUUUUAUCUGUUCAGUUUGUGCUAAAGGUUUUAUACAAAAUAGUGAUUUGAAAAUACAUAUGAGAAUACACACUGGGGAAAAGCCUUUUAUCUGUUCAGUCUGUGCUAAAGGUUUUGGCCUAAAACAAAAUUUGAAAGUACACAUGAGAAUACACACUGGUGAGAAACAUUUUAUGUGUUCAAUCUGUGGUAAAGGUUUCUUACAAAAUAAAUAUUUGAAUGUACAUAUGAGAUCACACACUGGAGAAAAAACAUUUAUGUGUUCAGUGUGUGGUAAAAGAUUUUCUCACAAGCAUCAUUUAAAAGUACACACAAGAGUACACACAGGAGAAACACCUUUUUCAUGUUCAAUAUGUGGUAAAGGUUGUAUACAAAGUACAGAUUUGAAAAAACACAUGAGAAUACACACUGGUGAAAAACCCUUUAUCUGUUCAAUCUGUGGUAAAGGAUUUGGCCUAAAUCAAAAUUUGAAAGUGCACAUGAGAACGCACACUGGAGAAAAAACAUAAUCUUGUUCUAGCUGCAACAAAAGCUUUUAUGACCGAUCAGCUCUGGUAGUACACACACAGGUCUAAAACCUUUUAUCUGCUCAGUCUGUGGUAAAUGUUUUAUACAAAAUGGCGAUUUGAAUAGACACAAGAAGACACAUAAGUGACAAAAUGUUGUGUUGCAGUGUGUGUGUGGUGAAAGAUUCUCUUAUAAGUGUAGGAAACACAAAUGUGCUGGUGAGAACAGCAGCAGCACGAUCUUGUUAAUAUUCUUUUACAAUUUAUAGAUUACAUAUCUUUUUCAUUAGAGCUUUUAUCCACCAUAAAUUCAUAAGUUCAGCCAUAAAUACACUACAUUGUGUACAUGAGUUUUCAAAAUUGUCCCUGUUUAAAAAUAAAUAUAAACUAACCCACCUCUGUCCUCAUCUCUUCUUUUAUUUAAAUUUCAACUCAAUGAAAUCUUCAAAAAACUAUUGAGACAUACCCUUAGUAAGUAAUAGCUCU
Entelurus aequoreus (snake pipefish) is the source of this 2093-nucleotide messenger RNA. RefSeq names its product zinc finger protein OZF-like. Gene Ontology annotation, molecular function: RNA polymerase II cis-regulatory region sequence-specific DNA binding; DNA-binding transcription factor activity, RNA polymerase II-specific. NCBI's taxonomy places the organism in Eukaryota, Metazoa, Chordata, Actinopteri, Syngnathiformes, Syngnathidae. The record is from RefSeq and is a predicted model, not a curated record. The transcript is spliced from 2 exons. The coding region runs from base 402 to 1610 and encodes 402 amino acids. Gene Ontology annotation, cellular component: nucleus. Gene Ontology annotation, biological process: regulation of transcription by RNA polymerase II.